Messenger RNA from Aspergillus japonicus CBS 114.51, 953 nucleotides. RefSeq lists its product as uncharacterized. The coding region runs from base 390 to 701 and encodes 103 amino acids. NCBI's taxonomy places the organism in Eukaryota, Fungi, Ascomycota, Eurotiomycetes, Eurotiales, Aspergillaceae. The record is from RefSeq and is a predicted model, not a curated record. The transcript is spliced from 2 exons.
CGGGCCUCGUCUGUGAUGUAUCAGCCAUCGCCCGCAUAGUCGAUGUCUGGGCCCCCUCACUCUGCACCCACAUCGAACCUGCCGAAUCACACCCUGGAGUAUAGCGCCCAGCAGCAGGGCUAGCAUGCGAUCUCGUUGGCGGACUCCAGCGCCAUCCCUGCUAGGCCUCCAGAAUAUGAUUGCCUAACGAUUGAAGUUGCAAUCCACCUGAGGGGAAAGGAGAUAUAACCACUGUCCCCGACCGAGAAAGCAUUCAUCCAAUUCUGAACACAAGCACAUCUCUGAGCCACUGCAUGCCAGGCAUAUCAAUCACUAGACCUUAGAAGAAUAUCCUUCAAAGCCUUGUGUACCCGACCAACCCGAGACAGACCCUGAGACAAAUCCACAUCAUGGGCCUCGCCAAGAUCAUCGGCAAGGUCAUCAUCAUCCCCAUCCUCUUCUGCAUCUUCGUCGGAUGCGUCAUCUACUUCCUCAUCAAGUACCGGCGGGACCGCAAGCGCGAGAAGAAGGAGGAUGAGAUCCGCGCACAGCAGUUCCAGCAACAGCAGCAAUACGUGCAGUAUCAGACGCAGCAGGCGGUGGCGGCGCAGUACGGGCAGUCGCCGUACUACCACCAGGCGACCGCCGACGACUCGACGAUGAAGAGACCCGAGCCGGUGUUCUAUCCGGUGCAGGCUCAUGCGGGGACGGAGGGGGUUUGAUCGAGAGACUGUCAGAAGGUUUGUUCGUGUGAUACCUAUUUCUUGGAUUAUGAGUGGAAGACCUCGUGGUUGGCUGCGGGUUGGGCUAUAUCUCAUUGGCUUGAAUAUGAGGGAAGUAUUUUUCUGAGCCCGGGUUGCUCUUGUUCUUGCUCGUUUGUCGAUGCUGCAAAUGAGAUCUGAAUUUGUGUACUUUUGCCUGCUCCAUUGGAAGGUUGAUGGGAGGAUUUCUGGUUAUAGUUUGAGUGUCCCUAG